AUGUCAUAUUCCCGGGGACUACCUUUCAAAGCCACAGUACCAGCGCCUGCCGCCACCAUCAGCACCAUCACCAGCAGCACCGGCACACUGGGAAGACAUCAAACUUUUGGGAUCGCGGCUCUAGGGAAUGAAGCAUAUGAUCCGCUCGUGAGAGACCAGACAAGUGUCGAGAAGGCUGGACAGCGUAAAGCUGGCAUCUUCCCCAAAACAGCGCCCUCAAAACAACAGUCAAAGAUGGAUUCUGAAGGCGAGGAACAGACUGUAAAAACGUGCAACACAGAUCUAUCCAAUCAAGAUUUCAUUGUUGAGACUAACAGCCCAUACGGGUCGUCGGUUCGAAAGAGAAGCGCCCAGGACGGGGCGCAGGGGGCCCCUAUCAACAAGCGGAAGUCCCUGCUGAUGAAGCCGCGCCACUACAGCCCCAGCGAGGCCCGCGACGAGUACGGUGGCGAGGAUCCGUUGCCGCGGCGGGACAAAGACGUGGCGAGAAGUGCCGACAGUCCAGCAGAUGGCAACGUGAGUCCAGUCAAUGGUGUACUACAGAGAAACGGCCACUCUAACGAUUCCCUGGGCUGGACCCCCGAAGACUCACCGCGAUGCGAGGUUAGCACACCAGAAAUGUAUGAAGAAGACGAAGAGGAAGUAGACGAAGACCAAAGUCAGGACAGGCUAAGUGGCGCAUCGUCGCCGCAGAGCCCAAGCAAGCUCAGUUGGCCCUUUGGCACACAAAUGAACGGCUUGAGCCCCUCCAGAACCUGUGAAGACCCUUCACCCGUGAGGGAAGAUGCUCACCCUGAGCUGAGCAGAGGAGGCCUUUUCCAGAGAUACAGACUGAAAGAGGAGGAGAAUGUGGAGGAUGAGGAGGAGGGGUACAGCGACCCCGAUGUGGAUAGGCCUCCCCGGCUGGAGGGCUGGGCACUGGACCGCCUCCACCAGAGAGGUCUUGAAGUAGGACCCGGCAGAGUGAACCUGAGCCUGUUAGAGCAAGCCAUUGCUCUGCAGACAGAGCAAAGGCAGGUGCUGCAUCAUGCCUACCGUGAGAUGGAUCGCUUCCUCAUGGAGCAGAUGACCAAUGAGAGGAGACAUCAGCGUAUGAUGGACAUGGACAACAGGCUUAGCUACCACACAGGCAAAGACUCACCGCGGACUGACAAGAGGGACAUCAAGUGUCCCACGCCGGGCUGCGAUGGCACGGGUCACGUGACGGGCUUGUACCCCCAUCACAGGAGUUUGUCCGGAUGUCCUCAUAAAGUGCGAGUUCCUCCAGAGAUCUUGGCCAUGCACGAGAACGUCCUCAAGUGUCCUACUCCCGGGUGCACAGGAAGAGGCCACGUCAACAGCAACCGUAGCACCCACCGGAGUCUGUCGGGCUGCCCCAUCGCCGCUGCUGUGAAAAUCUCCAAACCUCAGGACGAGAGCCUGAAAAGCAGACAAACGCCCGAUCGCUCACCGAGGGUCAUGGGCCUGGUCAAGAAGUUUGACUUGAGUCAGCUCAGUUACCGCCUCGCCCACCCGAUGGCCGCCCUGCAGAGCAGCCUGGGAAAGGACAUGGACAAGUACAGCAGAAUCCGCUUCGACUACGCCAGCUUUGACGCGCAAGUCUUCGGAAAGCAGCCACUCAACGGCAGUAAUCAUGACGCCGAAGUCUCGCACUAUCCUGAAUCACCUCAGCAGUAUCAUCCUGGCAUCCUGGUGGCUCCAGGUGGCCACUUGCCCACCUCCGGUCAGCUCAGCCCACCGCCGAGUCACUUGAAGCAAGAAGACGGCAGCCCCCAAAGUGCCGCCACGGCAGCCAUCCUCAACCUGUCCACUCGGUAUCGGGAGAGUGGCGAGCCGGCAGCCGCGCGGCCCCUGGCAACCUCUACAAAGGACAUGCACAUAGAGGUGGAUGAAAAUGGCACAUUGGAUUUGAGCAUGAAGAAAAGUAAAGACAGCGCCCAUGCCAAAGCGCCUUCAGAUGACCAAGCGCAUACCGAGUCACUCGUGGGGGCGGCGGCCAAAGGCUGUGGUACCGUGCGGAUGAGCCCCGCCUUCUACCAUCCACUGUGCGACAGGGAUAGCUGGGACGGCCACAUCCCCGUUAACUUCAGCCAAGCACAUGUUAUACAUGACAAUGAGCAGGAGGAGUUUGAUCAUGUUAGCAUGGAGGAGCAGCACUACCAAGGCGAGGCUGGCAUGAUGAAGGCCAAGAUGCUACUACGAGAGUCCAAGAAAGAGCUUUUGAGCUGUCCGACCCCAGGCUGUGACGGAAGCGGACACGUGACGGGGAAUUAUGCUUCGCAUCGCAGUGUGUCUGGAUGUCCCCUGGCUGACAAGACCCUUAAGUCACUGAUGGCAGCCAACUCUCAGGAACUCAAGUGCCCAACACCUGGUUGCGAUGGAUCCGGACACGUGACGGGAAACUACGCGUCGCACAGAAGCCUUUCAGGAUGUCCACGUGCCAGAAAAGGAGGUUUGAAGCUCACCCCGAGCAAAGAGGACAAAGAUGAGCAAGAGCUUAAGUGUCCUGUGUUUGGAUGUGAGGGACAGGGCCACGUAUCGGGAAAGUACACAUCUCACCGCAGCGCUAGUAGUUGCCCGCUGGCUGCCAGGAGACAAAAGGAGGCUUCCCUCAACGGGCUGCCCUUCACCUGGAAGAACAACAAACAGGAGCUGCCUCACUGCCCUCUGCCCGGCUGCAAUGGCCUCGGCCACGCCAACAAUGUGUUUGCCACCCACAGAAGCUUGUCAGGAUGCCCUCUAAAUGCACAAAGUAUCAAGAAAAAGCACUCUGAAGAGGAGAUGAUGACCAUUAAACUGAAGGCUAGCAGUGGCAUUGAAAAAAAAGAGGGUGGUCAACACUUGGAUCACGACAUCGAGGAACUGAACGAAUCCAACAUGCAAAUGGAGGCGGACAUGAAACAGCUGCAAACGCAGCAGAUCUCAUCGAUGGAGUGCAACCUGAAGAGCAUCGAGGAGGAGAACAAGAUGAUGGAGCAACACAAUGACGGCCUCCUGAAGGAGCUGGCUCGCCUCAGCCAAGCGCUUAUCAGCAGCCUCACUGACAUCCAGCUGCCUCAAAUGGGGCCCAUCAGUGAGCACAACUUCGAAGCCUACGUGAACACGCUGACGGACAUGUAUAACAAGUCGCAGCGCGAGUACUCGCCCGAGUGCAAGGCCCUGCUGGAUAACAUCAAGAAGGCCAUCAAAGGUAUCCACGUUUGA
Messenger RNA from Nerophis lumbriciformis (worm pipefish), 3204 nucleotides. The record is from RefSeq and is a predicted model, not a curated record. Lineage: Eukaryota; Metazoa; Chordata; Actinopteri; Syngnathiformes; Syngnathidae.